GAAGCAUCGGAAGAAAUGGCCGGCUGGAUGUGGCUCCGUUGUAUUUUAGGGCCUCAUUUGCAACGAAUUCAUCGUUCACCGAACCCAUCUCGACUUGAGAGCAGUGCGGGGAGGAAGGGAGGGAAUUACCAACCUAGAAGUUUGGAAAAACCACUCACUCCAUCCUUUCCUGGGUUCGCCUCAGCCCUGUGGUCAUUGUCCUACUACAGCUCUCCUCUUCUGCUCUGCUACCUUUACCGAAAAGGCUUCAUCUGCAGCAGUAAAUUGGUUCCAGUGAGUCAGUAUGUAGGAACAGUACUGGUGUGUCUUCUAGGAGUGGCCUGUCUUAGAGGGUGGGGAAGAUGGAAGAAUUCUGAAUAUGUUCAAUUUGUCUCCAUUCUUGAAGAAACCAAGCAAAAUCACACACCAGGAAACAAGAAAAAAUUAAAGUGCUAUGACUUUGACUUCUCGUGCUGGCCUUCAGAUUUCAGCUGGACAGAAGUCAGCAAUCCGAAACUAUCUAAGGCUGGUGUUUCUCUGCUGAAGCCAGAGCCCAGACUACGAGGAGCAGCAGACAAUAUCCUCAACUCUGUGCGCACUUUGCCAUGUCACAUCAUCAGUUUCCUCAUUGUCCACUCAUUUGGGAGGAGGAUGCUCUACCCUGGCUCUGUGCGUUUACUGCAGAAAGCCAUGAAGUCUUUGCUGGACCAAGGCCGGAAUAAGCUAGUGGAAGAGUUUGACGGUCAGAGGAACAAGCUUGUUGCCUGUGACGGUAAUGAGAUUGACACCAUGUUUGUAGAUCGAAGGAGAGACCGGGGAGAGAAUGGCCAGACUCUGGUCAUCUGCUGUGAGGGGAAUGCAGGCUUCUAUGAAAUAGGCUGUAUGAACACUCCACUAGAGGGUGGUUACUCUGUGCUGGGCUGGAACCACCCUGGCUUUGUAGGCAGCACGGGGAUCCCAUUUCCACAGAAUGAGGCCAAUGCUAUGGAUGUAGUGAUCCAGUUUGCAGUACACAAACUGGGCUUCCAACUCAGUGACAUCGUCAUAUAUGCAUGGUCCAUCGGAGGAUUCACAGCCUCUUGGGCAGUCAUGUCGUACCCGGAGAUCCAGUCAUUAGUGUUGGACGCCUCUUUCGAUGACCUCCUGCCCCUGGCCCUAAAGGUCAUGCCUAGUAACUGGAGGCCACUUGUGCAGUACACAGUAAGACAUUACAUAAACCUCAACAACGCAGAGCAGCUUCUCAAAUACCAGGGACCAGUCCUGCUGAUCAGGAGAACCAGAGAUGAGAUCAUCACAACAGCAGAUACAGAGGACAUCAUGUCCAACAGAGGCAAUGAUCUGCUGCUCAAGCUGUUGCAGUUCAGGUACCCAAAAAUAAUGACAGACGAAGGCAUCAGAGUUGUCAGACAGUGGCUUGCAGCUUCUAAUCACAUAGAGGAAAUGUCUGUGUACAGCGGCUAUGAAGUGGAUGAUGACUGGUGUUCGUCUGUGCUGCAGUCCUAUCAGGCAGACAGAGAUGUUUUGUUUCCAUGGAGUGUCGGUGAGGACAUGACUCUGGAGGGAAGACGGCAACUUGCUCUUUUCCUGGCACGCAAGUACAUGCGAAACUUUGAAUCGACACACUGCACUCCUCUCCCUGCCUCCGAGUUCCACUCACCGUGGAGACUGUGAAGAGAAGAGGAUGAGGACUCAGAGAUGAGAGGAAGUGAAUAGCCUGUGGCCACAGAGUGUUCAUGACAUGGUGUGAAUGUAUUAUUGUGAUUUUGAUCAGAAUUUUUUUUUUUUCUGUAUGUCAAGUGUUGCUGUGAUGGCGUCUGGAAAGGUCUGAGCCCUGUUUCAGGGAACACAUUUGAUAAACCUGGGAUGGAAAAACUCAGAGUUUUCGGUUUCAGAACAGAUGAUCAGAACAUGUGCACUCUGAGUUAAGCACGUCCUUAGCGAAUGACAAUAAACAUUAUCAAUGGAGCUAAGAGGUAACUAUACACCAUGGCAACAAAUAAUCAAACUGCGGACCCACUGUGUAAAUUCAAAACAAAUGUAAAAAAACAUGGAUUUGCAUGCAUUUGUGGAUUGUACACAGAUUUGCCUCAAAUAAGCUAUUUGCAAUAGUGAUAAUAUCAUUAUAGACCUCCUAAUAUUAAUAACUUUGAUCUGGCAAGUCAUGUAUUGUUCUCCAGUCCUUUCCUGAAUAGAUUACAUCUAUUCAGCUCUUUAGUGAACCUGACAGGAACAAAACACAGACGGAUAAGUAGUCUAUACUUUUAUUGACUCUUGAAAUGGAAGAGACCUUUCAAGAGGCAUCUUAGUAAUAGAAAACAUAAAGUGACUCAACAUGCAACGUAAAUGCAAACAUAGGUUUCUGUUUUAAUGUGCCACUUGCAUAUAAACUCGUGUCAUCCUUAAUAACAUACCUGAACUUUCUGUCAUUGCAACUCUGCAUGUUAUGACAGAUGGUGAUUCAUUCAUCAUGUCGAGUACCUGUAAAGUCAUCAUUUACUAUUGGUUUUCAACAAGGAUUCACAGUAUGUUCACUGAUAGUUUUCAUGGAGGCAGUAAGCUGCAGGCACUGAAAAGAUAUCGGCUGUCUGUAUGUGCAUAAAGUCAACUUGUUAGUUUGUAAAAAUCCGCUUGAAAAUGAAGCUGCAUAAUUUUUUAAAUUCUGAACCAAGAGCAAAUCUGUGUUGUGUAAUUUGUAAAUGAGGACAGAGAUCACAGUCUGUUAAUCACUGCAGCAUCAGAAGAAGACCUGGUAAUAACUUAUAAAACAAAUAAUAAACCAUAAAAGCAAGUGGGAUCUCAUUUAACUUUAUGGCUGUAUCCAUGGUUUGGUUUUGUGUGGUUUUAUCAUCUGUAGGGAUGAGGAAAUGAAGUGGCCAAUCAGAGCACUCCUUCAAACAGCAGGAGGGAGGAGACGUGCAGAAACUGGGUUUUACUGCAAACCUGCCUGUGAGCUUGUUAGCUUCAGAGAUGAAAUUGUCACAACAUCCCACUCAGAGUUAAGCUGACUCACUUUGUGGAACCGAAAACCCAGAGUUAACAGACAUUUACAUUAAGCGCUUUACUGCUUCAUGAAACAGGGCCGUGGUCUAUAAAUGCCCCUCCUCUGUCUCCCUCCCCACCCAAAAAACCUACUUAAAAUAAGGUACAUAUUUUCUUUUGACGUUAUGGUGUAGUCAAACUUUUAGUGUUGUCUCUUUAAAAAAAAAAAAAAAACGGCAUUUUGAGGAAAUGCACAAGCCAUCUCACUCCCUCCAUCGCUCCCUCUUUAGCUGCAAUUGCAAAGAUGUAAAAAAAAAAAAAAAAGAUCCUAUUAUUUAAUAUAAAACCAGACAAUCAGAAACUGCAGAUCCUUAGUCCCAUAUCUCAAAAACCACAAAUGUACAUAAUUAAAUUCUUUGAACCUUAAGUCAGAUUCUAAUUCCGUAGUUUCAUGUUUCAAUCUUCAGUUGUUUCUCAUAACAGGGUAGGUGUUAUUAAAGUGUCAGGACUAUUCUCUAGGGAUCCUGCAGUCACAAAAAAAAAAUCAGGAAAAGUCAAGGAAUACUAGAAUUUUCUAGGUCUAAAAAAAAGUCAUGAAAUUCAGUAAAAUUAUCAGAGGGUUUAGAAAGGUCAUGCACUGAAUCGUUAGGAACACAUAUGUGUUUGAAAUCUGUUAUUUUAACACCAAUAUGUGUCAGGCUUUUUAUUUGUCCUGAUACAAACAUUGACUAUGAACCCACAAUUGACACCUGAUAUUUACAAAAAUAACCUUGACAGGUGGAGCAUUCUCAACACUUAGAAACUUCACACAUUUGUCACCUUUUUCAGCCCUGAAGAGUUCACACCCUGGAUAUUGGUAUGCAAUUAAAUUCACAAAAUGGGUGCAAAGCCUUCAGAUUUCAGUAAGAACACUAAAGAGACAUUUUGUCAUUUGACGUCAAGCAUUUUUGCGCAAUUUUGGAUAUGUAUAAUAAUCUAUGGUUAAAUACUUAUGACAGAAAAGGGUUGACAUUCAGUUUUCAUACUGGUACACCUCUGUUCAUGUACUUGCCAACAGUUAGUCUCAGAAAAGCUAUGAGAGUUUGUAAAAAUGUGUGGGAGCAGAGAUUACAGAGUAUGAACAGGUCAUGUUAAAUAAAUGAACAAUGAGUGAAAAACCAAAAGACAGACCGACCUGACUGCAGUACCCUCACAGCGGUAAGGUAAUGAGAGGAAAUGCAUCUUUAUAAAUGCAGCUAAAGAUGUUCAAGGUUCCUUUAUUUUCGCAGACUGUCUUUAUGAAUGCUUUUAAAUGUUCUAUUAAAUAAACUGAAUAAAAUGUU
Sphaeramia orbicularis (orbiculate cardinalfish) is the source of this 4280-nucleotide messenger RNA. RefSeq names its product abhydrolase domain containing 16A, phospholipase (gene abhd16a). Gene Ontology annotation, molecular function: glycerophospholipase activity; monoacylglycerol lipase activity. Gene Ontology annotation, cellular component: endomembrane system. The coding region runs from base 16 to 1650 and encodes 544 amino acids. The transcript has 20 exons. Gene Ontology annotation, biological process: monoacylglycerol catabolic process; phosphatidylserine catabolic process. Lineage: Eukaryota; Metazoa; Chordata; Actinopteri; Kurtiformes; Apogonidae. The record is from RefSeq and is a predicted model, not a curated record.